Molecule: messenger RNA, 1566 nt
Organism: Spodoptera litura
Lineage: Eukaryota; Metazoa; Arthropoda; Insecta; Lepidoptera; Noctuidae
Gene: Lcch3
Product: Ligand-gated chloride channel homolog 3
Biological process (GO): monoatomic ion transmembrane transport
Cellular component (GO): membrane
Molecular function (GO): extracellular ligand-gated monoatomic ion channel activity; GABA-A receptor activity
Source: RefSeq, a predicted model, not a curated record
AUGAGCGCGCCCCGCUACACGCGCUGUCUGCACGCGCACGCGAUUUUUCUGCUGUUGCUUCGAGUUCUACCGUUCACAGUGGCACAGAACGAGCGCACCGCUAUCGACAGAUUGGAAAACGUAACGCAUACCGUCACACGAAUACUUGACGGAUACGACAUUCGGUUGCGGCCUAAUUUUGGUGGAGACCCGCUCUAUGUUGGCAUGGAUCUAACUAUUGCUAGUUUUGAUGCAAUAUCUGAAGUGAAUAUGGAUUACACAAUAACCCUUUAUCUGAAUCAAUACUGGAAGGAUGAAAGGUUGGCUUUCGGUCUUCCGGAUGAGGUAUUGACGCUCUCGGGGGACUUCGCCGAUAAGAUUUGGGUGCCCGAUACUUUUUUCGCUAAUGACAAGAAUAGUUUCCUGCACGAUGUGACGGAGCGUAACAAGCUGGUACGCCUCGGCGGAGAUGGCAGCAUCACGUACGGGAUGCGGUUUACCGCGACGCUCGCCUGCAUGAUGGACCUCCACUAUUAUCCCUUGGACAGCCAGAACUGCACCGUCGAGAUUGAAAGCUAUGGGUACACUGUAUCGGAUGUGGUGAUGUACUGGAAGGAGACGCCGGUCAGAGGAGUAGAGGAUGCGGAACUCCCACAAUUCACUAUACUUGGACACGAAACGAAUGAUAGAAAGGAGAAGUUGGCGACGGGCAUCUACCAGCGUCUGUCGCUCAGUUUCAAACUGCGCAGGAACAUUGGCUACUUCGUGUUCCAGACGUACCUGCCCAGUAUUCUUAUUGUGAUGCUGUCUUGGGUAUCGUUUUGGAUUAACCAUGAAGCUACGUCCGCUAGAGUUGCGUUAGGUAUCACGACGGUACUUACGAUGACUACUAUAAGUACGGGAGUGCGUAGCAGUUUGCCUCGUAUCUCCUAUGUCAAAGCUAUAGACAUCUACCUAGUGAUGUGCUUCGUGUUCGUAUUUGCGGCGUUGCUCGAGUACGCUGCCGUCAACUACACGUACUGGGGCGCACGAGCACGGAAACGAGCCAAGUUAAAGAACAGAGACCAAUUAUCCACUAGCGCCAGUGUUGAGAAAGAAUUGAAAUGUUCAGGUUCCCGUUCCCCAGAAGAGAUAAUUGCGUUGCGAGAAUGUGCAACGACUGCGGGCCGCGUGUCUCCUCUUUUAGGGCUACGGUCGAAACCACUACCAGCCGCUACUGGAGCCCCGCCGUCCCUACGACUACAACGCGACCACACUCAACUACGAUACAGAACAAGACCACAUUCUAGAAACUCUAGAAACGGAUCUACGGGAAAACCUAAAGUGAUGCACGCACUUCGUCGAGGCGCGACCGUCAUAAAGGCGUCUAUGCCAAAGAUACGAGAUGUGAAUGUCAUAGACACGUACUCCCGAGUCGUGUUCCCAGUCUGUUUCCUUCUCUUCAAUGCCGUCUACUGGGUCUUUUAUAUUUUCGAUUGAAUUUUCCACAAUGAAAAACAUUAUCCUCAAUAGUGUUCUAUGAAAUUGUCACCCUACUCGUAAUUUUACCUAACGAAUUUAUGCGAUAUGUAUUUAACAUUAUUUUAC